Phycomyces blakesleeanus NRRL 1555(-) is the source of this 216-nucleotide messenger RNA. RefSeq lists its product as hypothetical. Gene Ontology annotation, biological process: chromatin remodeling; regulation of DNA-templated transcription. The transcript has a single exon. Lineage: Eukaryota; Fungi; Mucoromycota; Mucoromycetes; Mucorales; Phycomycetaceae. The record is from RefSeq and is a predicted model, not a curated record. The annotation marks the transcript as partial. Gene Ontology annotation, cellular component: chromatin; nucleus.
UUCCUUGCCCCCGUGGACAUCGUCGCCCUCCACAUUCCUGAUUACCCAACCAUCGUCAAACACCCAAUGGAUCUCUCGACCAUAGAACGCAAGCUCAACCAGGGAGAGUACGACACACCCGACGACUUUGAAGCCGACGUGCGUCUGAUGUUCAAGAACUGCUAUCUCUACAACCCACCCGCAAUCCCUGUCCACAAGAUGGGAAAAGAACUCGAA